UCACAAUAGAUGAUUGAGUUGUACAGUUUAAGACAAGAGAUGAGUUCCCCACAGUUUAGCUACACAGUCAAGUGUUGUAAUCAGAGAGACUCCUCCAUCAGUGGAGGGAUGCCAGAACAACCAUUCCAUGCCACCUGUCUCUGGGAGAGGAUUGUGGCUCAUCUAGAGAGGACAGUUAAGACUGGUAGACACAUUAUUGCUCUGCGUUCUCAUGAGAACUGCUUCCAUGGCUCCAAGGCUGUUGACUGCCUUGUGCCGUAUCUCAACACCAUCCUCCCCAAGCCCGUCAAGAGAGCUCAAGUCCUGGUACUCUGUACUAAGCUGUUUGAAACUGGUGUCAUCGCGUCAGUCAAAGAGAAACCAGAGUUUCGAGAGAAGGGGCUCUAUCGAUUUACCCACAGCCACUUCUGGACCACCCCUCCAACCAGCUCUGAUUCUGAUGAACUAGUACCUUCUAAACAGACUGGCCUCCCCGCUAGCCGCAGCAUGGAGUGUAUACAGCCUCCAUCACCUGAACACACUCUCAAGGGCUAUGUCAGUGACUCCACUGUUACCCUCACUCAUACACGCAAGAAAAAGACACGGAAGAUCUCUCAUAACAGCUCUGACAAUCGAAGGAGACUAACUGAUAUUACACUAUUCACCAAACAUAAGCUCCAGUCCAUUGCCAAACGCCUACACCCUGAUUGCAGUACGGCUAUUGCUCCUGUUGGCAAGCCAGCUAAGAGUGAUCCAUAUCUCAGACCAUACAAGUCUACAACUCGACACAAGCAGCAAAGACGAUCUCAACAACUGAGGGAUAAGGAGAAUCAUUGCAGUACUGUACAGGGAAAGGAGAGAAGAUGGUCUAAACUGAGGCAGUCUAAGGAUUGGCACCACCUGGCUGAGGUACCCUCUGUCCUCAACAGCAGAGCCAUGAACAGAUCUCACUCAUUCUCCAGUUGUGGGGAGCUGCUAGCGUUGGCUCAAGAAAAACCAGUACGUCACAGUGGCAAGUGGACUGCCUAUGGUUUCAUCUGACUCAUCUGUGUACAUGUUUUAUAUCAUUAUUUUUGUACUUUAGUUUGUUUCCAAAAAUAAUUGUUAUGUGA
Halichondria panicea is the source of this 1091-nucleotide messenger RNA. RefSeq lists its product as uncharacterized. The coding region runs from base 10 to 1020 and encodes 336 amino acids. The record is from RefSeq and is a predicted model, not a curated record. The transcript has 2 exons. Lineage: Eukaryota; Metazoa; Porifera; Demospongiae; Suberitida; Halichondriidae.